Phymastichus coffea is the source of this 10745-nucleotide messenger RNA. RefSeq names its product apolipophorins (gene apolpp). Lineage: Eukaryota; Metazoa; Arthropoda; Insecta; Hymenoptera; Eulophidae. Gene Ontology annotation, biological process: lipid transport. The transcript has 15 exons. Gene Ontology annotation, molecular function: lipid carrier activity. The record is from RefSeq and is a predicted model, not a curated record. The coding region runs from base 130 to 10281 and encodes 3383 amino acids.
GUACCCCGCGACUGACAGACUAUACGGGAAGAGAGCGAGAGAAGAGCGAGCGAGCCGCACUGUUUGUUGUUCGUUUGCGACGGCAAUAACGCUCGAGUCGAAUCCUGGAAGACUUGUAAUCGUCGAAGCAUGGCGCAUCCACCCCGGCUCGUCACCGCGGGUCUCCUUGCCUGCUGCUACCUCUUUUUGUUCCUGUCUGUGCCCACCGCGUCGGCAAACAAAUGCACAGUCGGUUGCCAUGGAAUGCACUCUGAUGCGUCGUACAAAGAAGGCCAGACGUACACGUACGCGUUAGAAGGUACGUCAGUAACAUCAGUUAGCGAGGGUCAAGGAGAGGCUACGCUAAAGCUCAAAGCCGAUGUUGAAUUGUCCGUAAAGCCCGACUGCAUCAGGCAGAUCAGGCUAAAGAAUGUCCAAGUAAACGGAGCCAACGUGGCUCAGCAAGACCUUGAGAAGCACGCACUCCAGUUCAACUACCACCAUGGGCACAUAGACACGGAGUUGUGCGCCGAACCGGCGGACUCUCAAGCCUCAAUUAACAUCAAAAGGGCCGUAAUCUCUCUGUUCCAGUCCUCGGUUGCACAAGAGGAAGGCUCCACGAGCAGACAUGAGAUUGACGUCCUCGGUGGCUGUGUCACCGAUUUCAACUUCGCCAAAGAAGGCGACCACCAGCUCGUAACAAAGUACCGUGACCUUAACCACUGUUCGAAUAGAGAAAAUAUCAAGCAAGGUCUAUUCUCUGGAAUCACCAACCAAAACGCAGGACUUCAAUCUCUGCCAAUCAUCAAUGCCCACCAGAAGGUCGAGCAACGUUUCAAGAACGGAGUCCUCGACAAGGCUGUGUCCACCGAAACUUACAAACUCCGGCCGUUUAGCAAUGGAGAAGCCGGCGCCAAGACUGUCGUCGAGACUGUGCUCACCUUCAAGGGCCAAAAAGGCGAUAGCCCCACUGCUCCAGUAUCAGUACCAAAGUCCCUUAUCUUUGAAGCUCCCCAUGUCGUCGUCAAAUCCUCGGUCGAAAGUAUCGAGAAGGCUCUUCAGGCCAUACACAAGGAUGAUCAUGAGGCUGUCAAGUCCGAUGAAGCCAAAAAAUUCUCUGAGCUCAUCAGAGUUCUCCGUACAAGCAGUAAGAAAGACAUUCUCACCGUUUACCACAGAAUCAAGGCUGGUGCCGGUUUCGACAAGGAGCGCGACAAGAAGGCACUCCUCGAUGCACUUUACCGCACCGGAACUGGUGAAGCUGCCGAGGUCGUCGUUGAACUCAUCAAAAACAAGGAGAUCACUUCCUUGCAGUCGCUGAUGUAUUAUGCCAGUCUUGCUUUUAUUCAGCAUGUCAAUCUUCCAUCUGUCACUGCCAUCUCUACUCUUUUGGAUCAACCCAAUCUCUCGCGCAUUGGAUACCUCGGAAUCGGUCAAAUUAUUGGUAGAUUUUGCAGCCAACACGCGUGCGAAAAUGUUCCCGAGAUCAAGAGUGCAAUUGAAAAAAUUUCUGCGAAGGUCAAGGAUGGCAAAGCUAACAACCGUCAAGAUGAAGAUAUCAUCAUUGCCGCUCUCAAGGGUCUUGGUAAUGCCAAAUAUAUGGACGAAAGUACUCAAACCAAACUGGCCAAUAUUGCUACCGAUAAAAUGGUACGUAACCGCAUUCGUGUUGCUGCCAUCGAAGCCCUGCCAACCAAGUGCGCCAUGAAAUGGAAGAGUACCCUCGCUAAGAGCUUUACUGAUCAGGAGGAAGACAGCGAAAUCAGGAUCAAGAUUUACCUGUCUUACAUCGCUUGCCCGUGCAAUAAGGUCGUUGGUAUCGUCAAAGACACUCUCGAUAAAGAAAGGAUAUACCAGGUUGGUUCCUUCAUUCAGAGUCACUUAAGGAAUCUUCGCGCUACUGCUGAUCCUUAUAAACAGAACGCCAAAGCUUACUUUGGUCAGAUAAGACCACGCACCAAGUUCCCCGAAGACUUUCGCAAGUUUUCUGCCAAUGAUGAAAUUUCAUACGACAUUAAUGCGUUCGGUUUCGCUUCCACUGCUGAAAGCAACGUAAUUUUUAGUCAAAACAGUUUCGUACCACGCUCAGCUAGUGUCAAUCUUACCACCGAAAUUUUUGGUCACUCAUUCAACUUCUUCGAGUUAAAUGCACGCGCUGAAAAUCUUGACCGUAUGAUUGAACACUUCUUUGGACCCAAGGGUGUCAUUCCCAGUCAAAAACCGGCUAACGUCGUGCGCGACGGUAUCGUCGAGCUCACCGGUCUUUCGAAGUAUAUUAAAGAGCGCCUUGAGAAAAGCGCGCGCGGAAAACGUGAAGUCAAACAAGCCGAUCUCGACAAAUUCGCAAAGGGUGUUCAACUUCGCACUAAGGAAGUUGAUGAAGAUUUAGAUCUUGACUUGUCUAUCAAGCUCUUCGGCGUUGAACUUGCCUUCUUGAGUUUCGGUGGAUCGGAUCAGAAAUACACUGCCCAACAGAUUGUCGAUAAGAUCUUUGAUCACUUUGAUCAAAGCGUCAACAAACUCAAGAACCUCAACUACGACAUUGAAAAUCACGUUCAUUUUCUCGAUGCUGAAUUUGUUUACCCGACUGGUUUGGGUAUAGCUCUCAACCUUGGAAUUGCUGGUUCUAGCGUCAUCCGUUCCAAAACUCACAGCAAAAUCGACAUUCCAUCAAUCCUUCAAGAUCCCAAGAAUGCAGCUAUCAAGAUUGCUGUUGAGCCAAGCGCUUCCAUCGAAUUCGUUGGAGACCUGAAAGUCACAGACGGUUUCGGUACUGAAUCUGGUAUGAGAGUCGUUACCACUCUUCACACUGCUACUGGCUUUGAUCUCAAUGUCAAAGUCCUCGAUGGUAAUGGUGUCGACAUCACCUUGGGCGUGCCAAAGAGAAAGCAAGAGAUAAUAAGGGUGUCCAGUGAUGUUCUCUAUAACAACGGUAAGGUAGACAAAUAUAUGCCCGUCAAGUUCAGUAAAGGCGUUGAGCGCGAGGCCUGUUUUGAGCAGUUCAAUGCUCCUUUGGGACUUACCAUUUGUGGUCACCUUUCUUAUCCGUACGAAAACUUUGCUAUUAUGCAAAAGAAACCGUUCUAUCCUCUGAAUGGGCCUGCCAAGUUUUAUGUCACUAUUGAGAACAACGAUGUCUCAAGCUACCAUCUUAAAGCGUUCGCCAAGAAAGGCUACGAGAACCACGACUAUGCAUUUGAAUUCCUUGUGGAAACACCCAAUAGCCGAACCAACCGAUAUAUUAAACUUGCCGGACAAGCUACUCUCGCACCUCUGCCAAGAGCCAAAAUUGAAUUUGACUCACCCAUUAAAAAGGCUUCGGCUGAGGCCGUUAUCAAUGCAGAUGCUAAGGAACACAGUUUCUCUGUUACUGUAAAGAAUGAUAACACUGCAUAUUUCACUCGCAUUGGAGUAGAAAGUGUGGGCGGUAACAAGUACAAGCCUGUUCUUGAGUACAAGGUUCCCGAACAGCUUCAAAAACUUGCAGGCAAAGCGGGAGACCAGAGUACCGAAGUAAAGGGGACUGUAGAAGUUGCAGAUCACGACGGCGGUAAAAAGUAUGUUUUCAAUGAUGUACAACUGCUAGCCAACGGCCAUAAAAUUUUGGGUCUUGAUGGUAAUGCUGCUUCUACACCCAAAGCACUCGAUGUUGACUUGAAUCUCAGCUAUGCUGAUGACAAGGUUGGAAUCAAGGUUGAUGGAAAGAAACUCGCCCCGAAACAUUACACUUUAACUGCCUCCAUUAUACCGUCCAAGAGUCCAUCUGCUUCAUUGGGGGUUGACUGGGAGCUCAACAUUCAGAAAUCGACAAUUGACCACAAGCUUUCCUUAACUCAGGGUGCUGAUCUCAAGUCUGAGACUGACCGUCUCAAACUUGACCAGCAUGCCGAAUUUGAUAGUAAUGUAGAGAAAUUUAUCUUGUCUGCCAAGAACAAACUCACUUACCCACGAGUAGGUUUAGUGGCUGAGCUCAACGGUGAAGUUACUAAAAAGACUCUUAAAUAUGAUGCCGAACUUAAGUACGGUAAAUUUAAGUUUGGCUCUGAACUGGAUGCUAAAAUCAAUCAAAACAAACCAGGUGAUUAUGCCAUCGAUUUCGAAGCUGAGGUUUUGGAAAACAAGCUUGAGUUUGACGCUAAGAAGACUGUUCUGGAUGAAUUCAAGAGUAAAUAUGAAAACUCGCUGAAAAUGACUCCCGGCGGUACUUACAAAGCUGAUGCUGAUAUUAAAUGGCAAGUAAAGAAAAACGAUAUCGACGUUAGAGUCGAUGCUGAUUUGGGUUUCAACAACAAAAAGCUGAAGUUAGACUCUGGAUUAAUAGCCAAACCAGAUAACAUUGACAACCAUGUACAAUUGCUCGCUAAUGGAGUUAAGUACCUAGACUAUAAUUUGAAGAUUAACCGCGGUUCUAGCCAUAACGGUAAUCUCCUUUUCAACUUGAAGAGUUAUUUAUUGGCUAACGGCCAGUUCUCCUACCAGAACGGUAAAGGUAACGGUAACCUCAAUAUUGACAUUCCUAAAAUUAGUAGAAAAAUCAAGGGAACUGGUGACAUUACCAUUAGUGGUAGCACACACGCCGGUAACUUUGAACUUGCUUACGAUGCUGAAAAAGAUCCCAACAAGAAGAUUAAGAUCAGUACUGUUACUGAUUUCACCAAAUCAUCUAUCGAAUCGAAGAAUAUCAUUGAAAUUCUAACCUAUAAGACCGAAGUCGAUUUCAAGGGCAAGCAUGCUGGUAGCCUGAUGAAUGGGCAUCAAGAACUUGAAGCUAGCGUUACUUUACCAAAUGGACGCUACGUUUCUUUAAAAGGAGAUCGUACUGUUGCCAAAAAAGACGAAAAUAUCGACGUCAACGCGCACUUUGAACUUGCCGAUCACAAAACCAAGGGUAACGAAAUCAAAAAAAUUAUUGGUAACGCCAAGGGAACUGUAUUCAACUUGAAGAACUAUCUUUUUGAUCUUUCCUACGACCUCAAAUACGUUCACUCUGAUGGCAAACAUUUAUCUGGCAAAAUCGUUCUUAAACAUACCGCUCAGCCAAAUUCUGACAAAAAGUCAGCUACCGUUGACAUUACGGGAUCUGGAAGCUUGAUUUCCACUUCGCAUAAUGCCCAUGUUACUGUUGUUUAUGAUCCAGAAAAUAUUUCAUUCAAAGGUUUGGCUUCUAGAGGCAAUGACUUGUCUAUAAAGAGCAACAUUGACAUUGUUCACGGAAACCAUGUUGACAAACCACACACCAUCAAAGGUAUAGUCGAAGCUAAAUUACCCAGCGAAAAAUUGAAAAAUAUCAAAUUUGAAAUAGAUGAAACAAUUCUUGAUAAAAAAGACGAUGACGGUGUUUUUGAAUAUUCUAAAUCCAAGACUCUCACUUAUAACGAUGACAAAACGAUUAAGCUUAACGUCAGAUACAAACACUCCGGGAAUAUGAACUUCGAUGACUUGGGCAGAUUUAAGCGUUCAUAUACUGCUAAUCUUAAGAUAUUGGACAAACCUGCGCUCACCAUAACCGAGGAAUAUGAUCACGAUUUAACCGGAGAUACAAAGAAAGCUCAUGAGAAGGGUAGUAUCAAAUUUGGAGAUAAGGAAGUAACUGGUGAUGUUCAAGCUCAAUGGAGCCCUGAAUUCAACAAGAUUGGUAUCAACGGUAAAUUCACAACACCGAUCGAGAAAUUGAAGAACAUUGACUUGCAGCUUAACCAUAAGCACGAUGACAAAUCAAGAAAAACUGACGUCACUGCUACAGUCGACGGCGUUAAAUAUACUCAAUCUACAGAAAUUAUCUUGGAAGGAACCCCUGGCAUUCACCUCAUUUUCACUUGUCCAGCUGGAACAACUGAACUGUUUGCCAAGUUCAAGACUCUUGGAGAGAACGAAUACUCUGGUGAAUACAAAUUAAGCACACCAAAAGGAUUCGUUGCCGUUGACGGACACGUCAAACUCGAUAGCGUCGACGACUUUGUUCUAAGCGUCAACUUUGAUAGUGACAAGUUCAAGUACCGCAAGAUGCACGUUGAAGUUGCUAAUAUGCCAAACUCUCAAGAUGGUAGAAGAAUUUUUGUUACGGUUACCAGUGAAGGCAAGAACCUUGUUACUGGCAGUACUAACUACAAAAGGCACGAGGAAGAAAAGAAGGUUACCCUCGAGGGUAACGGAAGCCUGCAAAUCGGCGAAAAUACCAGGAGCUCUUCCUUCAAAUACGUUCGUAAACAACUGACCAAGGAAACCGAUAAGGAAGUCGGAGUUGCCAUUAUGCUCAAUGCUAGUUUUGGACCAUCAGCUAUUGUUGGUGAACUGAAACUGUCCGACAAGGAGGUGCACGUAUUCAACAGCUACUGCGAACAGAGCAAGGACUGCGCUAACUUUAAACUGCACUCAACUCUUGACACUGACCACGUAUCUCAUUUCAAUAACAACUUGCAAGUGGAAGUCAAUCUUAAGAAAUUCAACGUGCCUGUUGAAUUUGGCAUUCAAGCCAGCACUAAAUACAGCGACUUUUCAUUUGACCACCAAGCUAAUCUUUAUCUACACUCUUCCAAGGAUCGUACUCAGUACACUUAUCACGUAUAUAGCAACAAGCGCGAAUCUGCUGCUGUCUUGUCACUCCCAAGCCGUGAGUUAGCUAUUGUUGCUUUCCAUGACUUGCCUGCCAAUAAACACUCUGGAGCUUACAAGAUCGAUAUUUCUCUAUACCUGGACAGAAAGAAUAAGCCUACCGAAAAGACCAGUCUUAUUUUCGCAGGAAACGUAAAUAUCGACAAAAACACUGUCGGCAUUAAGGGAGAAGCUAAGUUUGUCUACCCAACUCAGCCAAAGGAUAUGAUCGUCAAGGGAGACCUCAGUGUCAAACCUGGCCAAGAGCAACUGUUUGAUGCCAACUUCGACAUUGACUUGUUUGCCAACAAGAAUGAUAAGAUCACCGCCACUGCAAAGGUUACUCGUCACGAAGUACCGAAAGGACAAAACGUUACCGCUAUUUUUGGCUUGUUCAGCAAGGGUCAGAAAUUAGACGUCAAGUCGGACAACCACUUUGCUGUAUCUACCAAUUCUCUUGAUUAUGGAUCAUCUUUCUCUUAUACAGAUAAGAAUCAGAAACCAAAAUCUAUGGGUGCUUUCUUGCUAGUCAACCCACAACAACUCGAUAUCGACAUCUAUUUGCCUAAUAUACAACUUCUAAAGUCUCACGCUGAUAUUCAUGUUAGCAAAGACCUCCUGAAAUAUGAAGCUACUAGCCACUUCCUUGGUCAUGUUCCAACUUUGUUGGUAAUUGAAGUCAAGGAUUACAAUAGCUUCAAGCUUGACUUUGGUCGCAAAGGAGACAACGACAAGUUUGCCGCUCACGGUAAAUUUGUUUUUGGUCAACUUGCUGAACUUCAAGCUGAUGAUUUCAGAAAUGGCAAAAAGAAUGAGCUGUUACACGUCUUAAUCCACCUUGACGAGAACAAAUUCAUGAAACCCGACUUUGGAUACAAUGCAAAGAAUAUUAAGGAACUCGUUGACCAUGUUCGUCACGAGAUACGCGAACGUGCUGCUGAGCUCGGUCAGAUUGGCAAAACUGUAGGUAAUGAAGUCGCUGUUGAAUUUGGCGACUUAUUUGACCACUUGAAAAAGGCUCAACCAAGUUUGAAGUCGUUAGUUACUUACUAUCAUGAUGAAUUAGAAAAACUCAAAAGUGAACUACAGGCUGACGCAACCGUCAAGGAAAUCCAAGAUAUCUUUAAUAAGACCUUUGGCGGUAUAAUCGCUGCCAUCACUCAAACUCUUGAACAGUUUGCCGGGCGAUUCGAGGAUCUCAAUAACCAAUACAAUGAGAUCAUUCAUAAAUUGGAGGAUGUUGCUAAGACCAUUUAUCCAAGCCUCGUGCAAUCUUUUGAAUCAAUCGCGAAGGCUGUUAUAAGUAUUGUGGAAAGUUACGCCAAGUUGGUGACUGUCUUUGCAGAAGCUGCUUUGAAGAUCAUCAAUGAACAUCAAAAGGACAUUGAGGAGUUGAUCGGCGUUGUUUCCGACUUCGCUCAGGACAUCGCCAAAAUCAUUUUCAAGGGUAUCAGCCAGAUUGAGAAGGAAGUUAAAGAAUUCGUGCAACUAUUGAUACAACAGAUCCGAGCUCUACCAGUCUAUGAAAUGGCCAAAAACCUCUAUAGAGAGGCUCUGAACUACAAGCUGCCACCGUACAUCAUUCAACCAGUCGAAGAGUUCCUUAGUAACGUCAAGAACAUUUUGCCUACGCAGGAGCUCAAGGACUUCUUUACUACUCUCUACAGCUACAUUCUCAAGCACGUCAAACACGAAAAGAUCGACGACGCAAAUGAAGUAAAGAAGAUCUACACGCAAGCCCUCAAUGCUCUUCGUUCUGUUAUCGCAUUAUUACAGCACCACAUUACUGUUGAAAAUAUGUUCGGUUUCAUCGAAGCUCAAAUUCCUGUCGACGCGAGCUACCUAAGAAGAAUUCCGGGCCUUAGAACUAUCCGCUUCUCGAUUGUCAAGCUGCUGGUCAACCGUGAACUUCCAACUCUCGCGGAACUUUACUAUACCUACAGACCACACCAUUAUGCUGCAGACACCAUUCCUCCAGCCAAAAAAGACGCUUACUUCACCGACGGUGGUUACGUUAUCACCUUCGACAGCACUCAAUACAUCUUCGGAGGUAGUUGCAACUACAUUCUCGCUCAGGACGUUGUCGAUGGAAACUUUACCGUUGUCGGUGAGUACGCUAAUGGCAAUCUCGUUAGUGUUACCGUCACCGAGCCUGGCGAGAGCAUUACGAUCAAGAACAGUGGACACAUUUUGGUCAACAAUAAACCAGCCGACUAUCCAGCCACGACAAAGAAUCUCGAUGCCCACAUAACUGUACCAAUCAGACGUAUCAAUUCCAAGUAUGGUGCCAAGCUCGUUUGUACCACUGGCAGUUCCAUGGCCUGCUACCUACGUGUAUCCGGAUUCUACCACGCUAAGCUUCGUGGUCUGCUUGGAGAUGCGAACAAUGAACCAGCUGACGACUUUAUCCAACCUAAUGGAAAGGUUGCCGCCGGUACCGCUGACUUUGUUAACGCUUACAAACUCAACCCAUCUUGUGGUGCUGCCACGGUCAAAUCUGGCGAGGCUCCACGAUCGCCCGUCUGUACCAAGUACUUUACUGGAAAAUCAUCCCUAAACUCGUGCUUUAACUAUGUCGACCCCAAAUCGUAUCGUGCCGCUUGUGAUCAGCUCGUCGCCGAUGGUGUCAAGUUCGGAGCUUGCGCAGUUGCCCAAACGUACGUGACAAACUGCUUCAUGCAAAACAUCUUUAUCAAUCUGCCCAACGAUUGCGUCCAAUGCAAAGUUGGCGAUGACAACGUCAAUGGCGGAGACAGCUUCAGCGUGAAGACACCAAAGAAGCAAGCCGACAUUAUUUUUGUCGUGGAACAAGAAGCUGACAAUGAGAAGGCUUUCAAGACCCUUGUCAAGCCAAUGAUCAACGAAUUGAGGACGGAAUUGAAACAGCAAGGAAUAACCGAUGUCUUCAUCGGUCUCGUCGGUUUCGGCGAAGGCAUGGACUACGCCAUGCAUUACACGUCAAACAAUAACAUAAACAUCGAGGGUGGCGACGUCAACAAUAUGAAAUUCACAAAUGCUCGUGAACCCGUGAUCACACUGCAAGAAGCCAAGGAAGACAAACAAGGACACAAGAAAGUUGAGUUCCUCAGACAAAGGCUCGCCGUUGAACUUGGUACCUCCAAGAUCGCCAAUGCCUUUGAAGAUGCCAUAAGGUAUCCAUUCAGAGCCGCUGCUUCUAAGGCUGUUAUCGGUCUCAUUAGCUCGAAUUGCGAAAAGAGUGCGUUCUCGCCGAUCUCCUUCCAAGACUACAAGAUGCUUCUUGGCCGUGACAUUACCUCGAAAAUGGGUCUGACGUACUACCACGUUUCGCCACUAGCCGACCUCGAGGUCUCCGGCAAGCCUGCAAAGACUGUCGUUGGUUAUGACGCCGAUCAGGUUUACACGUUCGCCGAUAACAAGGAGAAACCCCUUAAAGGCAGCUCCGAAAUGAAGAGUAACCUGCAUCUUGGCCACGGCGACGUUUGCGCUAAAUUUGCUGUUAGCACCGGCGGCGCGGCAUUCAGCUCGCACAACUUCCUGGAAGCCAAGCCCACUCAGCAGUCCCAAUUCAUCAAAGUAGCAGCCAGGAAAAUCGCCGAAGAUUUGACGCAAGUCGAGCUCGAGCAGGACUGCGUUUGCGCCGCCGAUACUAGCUACGGUUAUACCGCCCAGGUGGUGAGCCGGCCACAUUGCAAAGUCACCGCACGCAACGACAAGAGGCACAAGGCCUAAGCUAACACAGCGAUAUACGACUGACAAAAUACGAAUUCUCGCUCUCUCAUACACGCAUUCUCAUACUUUGUAUUGUUUGUUUUUUUUUUAUUGCUACUAUUACUACUUUUUUUUUAAACUAUUAUUAUUAUUAUAAUUAUUAUUAUUAUUAUUAUGUCGCGACGGUCGCCUCUCCAAAUGUAUUGUGUCCCGCGCGUAAUGUGUAUAUAUACGACCAGCUUGAUGAAUAUAUAUUAGAAGAGAGAGAUUAAAGCGAGGACUGUCGCGGGUGAUUCGGCAAAUUUUCUUUUUUCCUGUUUCGACUGAACCUUAUUUUUAUAUAUUACAAUGAAGCGAUAAUCCUUGCAACUCAACGCACACAAAUGUUUGUUUUUUUUACUGCUAUUACCUUGUUCGCCGAGCACUGAUUGAUACGCGACGACGACACUGUGAACUCUGUGAAUAAUAAAUAUUAAUAAACAAAA